GUCAAGACUGAGUGUCAUCAAACAAAGGUGCCAUCGUGUCUGCCAGCUCUUGCCAUUUACCUACAGUCACAAGAAGACUUGUUGARSAAAGUSGAAAAUGAACUCAAGGCGACAAGACAAGAACUUAAGCAAGCUCAACAAGCGUUAGCUACGAAAGCAUCAAGCUCCGACCUGGCGAACUUACGAAAAGAGCUUCAGACGACCAGACAAGAACUGCAACAAGUAAAACAAGGAAUCGGAAAGUGGCCCGCAGGAAGCUAUUGCAUACUCGCCAGCGGUAGCUGCCCACCAGSCUUCACUCUCAAGGCAGGCCAUAUGCGCGCGUUGAAGUUGUACGGUCCGUCAGCUAGCUACAUCACCCCUGUGGUCUUUGGAAGCAGUAACAUCAGGUGCCAUGGCAGAUGUGGYCAAUAUGGCCAAUGGAUUGGUGAACUCAACAUAAAAGCGUGUUGCAAAUGAUUGUUUGAAAUUACAGCAUUUCAUGCUCAAUAAACGAUUUAAAAAUUCAGUAGCUUAAGUUUAUUUAGUUUGAAUUGAAUUGAUUUAAUAGAGAUAUGUAAGUAAGAGUAUGUUGCACACUUUAAACUACAACCAUGUAAUAUUAAAGGUUGAUUAAAAUGAUUUCAAAACU
Molecule: messenger RNA, 631 nt
Organism: Exaiptasia diaphana
Lineage: Eukaryota; Metazoa; Cnidaria; Anthozoa; Actiniaria; Aiptasiidae
Source: RefSeq, a predicted model, not a curated record